Symbiodinium sp. CCMP2456 is the source of this 930-nucleotide messenger RNA. NCBI's taxonomy places the organism in Eukaryota, Dinophyceae, Suessiales, Symbiodiniaceae. The record is from the annotation of a GenBank genome assembly.
AUGUCUAGAAGACUAGGACCGAGCUCGAUCACCAUGCUUGCCGUGCAUGCGCAGAUCCCGAUUCGCUGCGAGCAGAAGUUUGCCCGGAGAUCCGUGGAACUCCGACUCGAAAAAAGGUUCAAGACUGGAUGCCAGCUAUCCAGAAAAAGGCCGCUGAGGUGCACAGGGGCCGUUAUGCUUGCCGUUGCUGCGCUGCUUUGGGAUAUGUAUGCGUACCCAGGCGUCGACUCCGGCGCUUUCCGCGAGGUCUCGGAGACUUUGCUAUUGGCAUGGGCCCUGGAAGGCCGGUGCUACCCGCAGAGGGGGGGCGCCAACCUGGAGCACUAUGCCACGGAGCUCGAGUCUCGUGUCGAAAAGCGGCAGCCAGUGAAGCAGACGGAGCUUUGUGCGUUCUUCUCACAGGGGAGAUGUACCCGUGGGAGUCGGUGCACUUUCGCCCACGGCAUCGCAGAGCUACGUCAACGUCCAGACCUCUACAAGACAAAGCUUUGCGCUUCCUACUCUCUAUGGAAGCAGUGUCCCUACGGCGAAGACUGUACUCACGCCCACGGUCAAGAGGAGCUACGAUCAGUUGACUCAGUCGGAGUCUUUUCAGGUUCGGAGAUGCAACGAUCGGACGACGGCAAGGAGACAUUCUCUACAGCAUCCGGGGUUUGCGACUCCGAGCUGUCGGUGUCCUCAGCGGUAAGCCAGUUUGGCUUGCCAAACCUACACGAAAGUCCAAUGAUGUACAUCGGCUACGACGCCUCUCUAAGCAGUGAUGGCGGCUUUCCGAUCACGACUCCCAGUGACUACAAGCCACCCUGGGGCAGCCUCCUUCAUCAGAUGCAGGAUGCAGACCUGCAUCACAUGGGUGCCUCUCCGCAUUCCAACAUGCAGAUGCUGGAAUUCUUGGCUGCCAACGGUCACCAAGAGGUCCUGAGCUUGUAG